This is a messenger RNA of Aspergillus nomiae NRRL 13137, 2076 nucleotides long. Its product is annotated as fungal specific transcription factor domain-containing protein. NCBI's taxonomy places the organism in Eukaryota, Fungi, Ascomycota, Eurotiomycetes, Eurotiales, Aspergillaceae. Bases 1 to 2076 code for a protein of 691 amino acids. The record is from RefSeq and is a predicted model, not a curated record. Gene Ontology annotation, biological process: regulation of transcription by RNA polymerase II; DNA-templated transcription. The transcript has 4 exons. Gene Ontology annotation, molecular function: DNA-binding transcription activator activity, RNA polymerase II-specific; RNA polymerase II cis-regulatory region sequence-specific DNA binding; zinc ion binding. Gene Ontology annotation, cellular component: nucleus.
AUGGCCAAACAAUUACACUGGAACCCCGAGAUGGUCCCUCUCCAACAGCCCCUAGCACAUCUCCCUAUCCAUGCAUAUGAGCCCAUAGUGGGCGGCUCAGCAGAUGCCACAACUCCGAGGAGUCAAGCUUCUGUUGGGGAUAUUGAGGCGCUGAAGAGCAAAAUUAAAAGCCUCGAAGAGCAGCUAUCAAAAGUAAACCAGAGACGUACCCAGUCCUCUGAUCCGACUUCUCGCCCUGAGCUAAGGGUCAUGAAUUCGCCCCUGUGCGAGGUUGAUAGUCACCUAUUUGGGGAAACUCAAGUCAUCACUCGCAGUGUUGUACAUAAGUCCCGCAUGUUUGGCCAAAGUCAUUGGAUCAACGGUGUGAUUGGGCUAUGCCGAGAGGUCUUUGAGAUGCUUGAGCCUCAUGUUCGUGACGAGACAUCGGAUGUGUUGGCUGGCAUGCAGAGGUGUAAAGCCCUUGCGAGGGUUAUCAAGUCGCGGCGGGUACCUUCAUGGCCGUCACCCCCAACAUCUGUUCUGCCCUCAAAGGAUGUAGCCGACGAGCUCGUUGACUGUUACCUUAGGACAUCCGAAACUGUCUAUCGUGUACUUCAUAUUCCAACCUUCCGAAGGGAUUAUGAGGCACUCUGGGUGUCAGAUGCAGCACCUGACAUGGCAUUUUUGGUUCAAGUUAAAUUAGUGCUUGCUAUCGGAGCUACCGUAUACGAUGAAACGUUUUCCCUACGAGCCUCGGCCAUUCAGUGGAUCUAUGAAGCGCAGACGUGGUUUUCAGAACCUGUUUUCAAGUCCAGGCGGAGUAUCCAAUUCCUACAGAUCAAUAUUCUACUAUUGAUUGCUCGCGAAUUGGUAAAUGUGGGCGGUGACGCUAUUUGGACUUCAGCAGGUGCACUACUGAGGACUGCGGUGUACUGGGGGCUCCAUAGAGACCCGACCUAUUUAUCAAAUAGGACGAUCUAUGUUGGCGAGAUGCGCCGGAGGCUAUGGAAUACUAUACUCGAAAUAGCCCUGCAUUCGAGUAUGGCCUGUGGUGCGCCCGUGUUCAUAUCUCUGGAUGACUUUGACACCGCGCUUCCCGGUAAUUAUGAUGAUGAUCAGCUUGUGGCCGAUGCCCCGGUGCCGAAGCCAGAAGAUACCCUCACUCAAGUGUCAAUCCCGAUAGCUCUCCGUAAAACCCUUCCUAUUCGCCUCGCAAUUGUGAAAUUCUUGAAUGACCUCGGCUCCAAGAGUGUUUAUGAAGAAACACUGCGACUGGAUGCAGAGUUCAGAGCGUCUUACAGAGCUCUGUGUCGGACCCUUCAGAGGUAUAAUACGGGCACCGGCUUCACAUCUCAGUUUCCGAUUCACAUGGUGGAUUGCCUUAUGUUGCGCUACCUUAUGACUAUCCAUAUUCCGUUCUUCGCUAUGGCGCCACAUGAAACGGCCUAUGCAUAUUCUCGGAAGGUGGUGGUUGAGACGUCGCUCAGACUAUGGUGUGCAUUGAACCCAUCCUCAUCUCUCAUGGCGGCUCAUACUCGUCACGAUACAGCUUCAACAAAUCAGAAUGAUUUCGAGAGGCUCGCGAUCUGUGGGACUGGCUAUCUCCGCAUGUUUGGCAUGCAAACUAGUCUUGCCGUUGCAACAGAAUUAAGCACCCAGUUGCAAGAAGACGAAAGUCUCGGCCCGGUAUUUUUACGAGCAGAUCUACUUUCGAUGGUGCAGGAAUCCAAAGAGUGGCUCUUCCGUGCUAUUGAAGCCGGCGAGACCAAUAUUAAGGGUUACUUACUUGUUGCGUUGAUUGAGGCAAGGAUUGCAGGACUUAGACAAGGCCUUGCGCGCGACCAACUUGUGGUGUUGUUACUCAAGACCGCUGCGGACGCAGAGGCAAGAUGCUUACGCAUCCUUGAAGAAAUGGCGGCUCACGGCCAGACCGAAGGCUUUGUAAAUGGGCCUGGUCAAAUGGGCCUGGAUAUAACUCCCCAGUCCAUGGACGAUUGGGACCUUAUGAUGACAGAUGUUCUCCUGAACCAAAACACUGCGGAGCCAAUGAAUUGGGUGUUCAACGAAAUCCCGCUAGUGCCUUUGCUUCCUAGUUGA